This is a messenger RNA of Eleginops maclovinus (Patagonian blennie), 1978 nucleotides long. It is a transcript of the gene enpp6, whose product is annotated as ectonucleotide pyrophosphatase/phosphodiesterase 6. NCBI's taxonomy places the organism in Eukaryota, Metazoa, Chordata, Actinopteri, Perciformes, Eleginopidae. The record is from RefSeq and is a predicted model, not a curated record. The coding region runs from base 86 to 1426 and encodes 446 amino acids. Gene Ontology annotation, biological process: lipid metabolic process; choline metabolic process. Gene Ontology annotation, molecular function: glycerophosphodiester phosphodiesterase activity. Gene Ontology annotation, cellular component: plasma membrane. The transcript is spliced from 8 exons.
CCGGCACUGUUCAUGACUGCUGCAUAACACUGCGUGGUCAUUUCCAGAUUGAAGCAGCGACUGAGAGCCCGUCUUACAGUUCAGAAUGUCCCCGGCACACCGACCUGUCUCCCCGCGCCUUACCCACCUCCUCCCCCCGCUGCUGCUGCUGCUCCGGGUGCAGCAGUGCCUCGCGACCCGGCCUCUGCUCGUGUUUCUGAUCGACGGGUUCCGCUAUGACUACAUGGACGACCUGAACGCGCUCCCCGGAUUUCGCGAGCUCGUGAGCAGUGGGGUGAAGGUGGACUACAUGACCCCCGACUUCCCGAGUCUAUCAUACCCCAACUACUACUCACUAAUGACAGGGCGACACUGUGACAUUCAUCAGAUGACGGGGAACUACAUGUGGGACGAAGCUUCCAGGAAGGAGUUUGUGAUCGGGACCAACCCCGACAGUCUGAUGCCUCUGUGGUGGGACGGAUCGGAGCCUCUAUGGGUCACCAUGCAAAAACUGGGGAAGAAGGUGUUCAUGUACUAUUGGCCCGGCUGCGAGGUGGAGAUUCUGAGGGUCCGUCCAGCAUUCUGUGAGAAAUACGUCUACAAUCCAUCGGAAAAAAACCUCACAGACUCUAUAGAGAAUGCUCUCAAUGUCAUCAGGUCAGGCCAGGCGGGCAUGUCAGCAAUAUAUUAUGAGAAAAUCGAUGUGGAGGGCCAUCACUUCGGUCCAGACUCUCCUCAGGUCAGGGCAGCUGUGCACCAGCUGGAUCUUGCCAUCCAAACACUCAACAGGAAGAUCAAAGAGAAGAACAUGGUGGACCAGCUGAACGUCAUGCUGUUUUCAGACCACGGUAUGACGAAGAUCCAGUGGAUGGAGAAGGUCAUAGAGCUGGACAAGUUCAUCAACAUGUCUGCCAUCGCUAAGAUGAUGGACAGAGGGCCGGUGGUCAGUCUGUGGCCCCACCAUAACAUGCACCAAGAGGUGUAUGCUGCGUUGUCCCAGGUCCCCAACAUGCGAGUCUAUGGCAAAGAGGAGAUCCCUGAACGUUUCCACUUUAAAGGAGGGAGGUUCGUUCCCCCCCUGACGCUGGUGGCUGAACCGGGCUGGUUCAUCGCUCAGAACAAAGCCAUGCUCCCAUACUGGCAAAACGACACUGGAGAGGCCUCAGCAUGGCAAAAUGGUUGGCAUGGUUACGACAAUGAGUUCCUCGACAUGAGAGGCUUCUUCUUGGCUUCAGGACCUGACUUCAAGCGGAAUGUUCGAGCGGCUCCCAUUCGGGCGGUGGAUGUCUACAACGUGAUGUGCUGGACGUUGGGAGUGAAACCGUUGCCCAAUAAUGGCUCCUGGUCUAGGGUGGAGUACUUCCUGAACGGCUCUGAUGGUCCGUCCAAGCCCAUGACCCUCUGCUGUAUGGGUUUGUUAGGGAUCCUGCUUGCACUUUGGAACUAAGGAAUGAAACGGUUCAGCGUUUAUGGCGUCUGAUGGUAGGUGAGAAUGAUCUGCUAGAAAGAGUUAGAACAUUAAGUUGAGGUUAAUGCAUCUAAAAGUCAGGGAGAGAAGUGAAGUGGCUUAGAUAUGGUUAGAGCAUUUUUAAGGACCAAGAACUUGAAGCCUUAAAGGGCCUUUAAAGUUUUCCAGAACCACAUCCCAACUAACGAAAUGGACUUGGGAAAGAGAGAAACCUUCAACGCCUCAGAGAGGACUUCCAUUCUGGACUCUGAGCAGCCCUGAACUCUUACGUCCCUCCCCAGCUCUCCAUGUCUGAACUAAUGAUUACUGAUCAGGUUUAGCUGACCUUCCUGGGAAGAACUCAGUUAUUUAGAACUAAUUAUGGGGAAACAAGAAAAUCUAGGAAAUGAUACAGAACAAUAAACAAUAAAACUUGUAUCUGACUUUGUGUGGUCGAUGAUUAUGACCGUAUCAUUUUUAAUGUGUCUCCAACUUCAUUCCAUUGUGCAAUCCUGCGUUGUAUAUUGGCAAUAAAGCUGAACCUUGAAUUCA